AUGGAUUUGAAAAUGCCUUUUUCCGAAUGGCUGCAUGGUCUCUACAUAGGGUGCAGCGAUGAAGCAUCUAAGAAGAAUCCAAGCAACGCAUCGAGCCCAUGGGACAGACAUAAUGCCAAUCUAAAUGGAGCCAAUACAGAUUUAGAUGACAGUGAAGCGAUAUUAGCCAUGGAAGAGCAGUUAGCAAACUUACAAGAAUCUGAUCUUGCGUGGAAUACGAAAGAAGUUGAUGGCAGUAACUGCGAAAUGUAUCAAGAGUCUGAUCAUGCCGCAUGCAAUCUUGAACGAGAGCUGAUUGGUAAAAAUUACGUUCCCAGUUAA
Messenger RNA from Strongylus vulgaris, 321 nucleotides. Lineage: Eukaryota; Metazoa; Nematoda; Chromadorea; Rhabditida; Strongylidae. The record is from the annotation of a GenBank genome assembly.